Molecule: messenger RNA, 3671 nt
Organism: Corythoichthys intestinalis (scribbled pipefish)
Lineage: Eukaryota; Metazoa; Chordata; Actinopteri; Syngnathiformes; Syngnathidae
Product: LIM domain-binding protein 3-like
Exons: 16
Coding region: 794-2629 (611 amino acids)
Biological process (GO): muscle structure development; actin cytoskeleton organization; heart development
Cellular component (GO): adherens junction; stress fiber; filamentous actin
Molecular function (GO): muscle alpha-actinin binding; actin binding
Source: RefSeq, a predicted model, not a curated record
UUUUUUAUUGAAUAAUAAAGACACAAAUCUACCUCCAUAAAAAUCCCCCCGGAAAUUAAUUGGACGCGACCAAAAACUACAGAAAUGUCAUUUUCUAUUUUAUAAUCAUCAUCUAACUUGGACGUGACAGGGAGUGGCUUGCUGUGGUACCUGUCUCUUUAAAUAAAAAGCCCGCUAAUUAAACGCUGCCGCGCACAGCCACAGAAGAAGAAGCAAAGCACCACUGCAGAAGAAGAAAAAAAAAAAAAAACCUUCCGCCCGUCACCUUCACCGUUACCGGGUGAGAGCCACGCCCGCAGUGGGACAAAGCAGCAAGCGAGUCCACAGGUGCUCCGAAGCCACGACAAUGGCAGCGCAACACUUACAAAGCACUUUGCCACUUGUUUGUACUUCCUCUUCGUGUCCUCCCAUGCCACCUAAUCCCCUUUAGCUUCACUGUCGCCAUCAUCAUCAUCACACCACGUGACGUCAAUCCGGUGCAUGUGGGCGGGAAAGGUGAAGAACAAUAAAUACGCGUCAAAGAUGAUGAGAUACAUCCCGGCCUCGCCCAUUCUAGGGAGACCCUAAAGCGGGGUCGAGAAGAAUCCGAUGGGUCUAUAUUAGCGCCGGUGAAUCACGGCUAGUGCGCCUUAAUGGGUGUCCCCUUUCACGCUAUAUAAGUCCAGCGCCCCCCUCCACGAGGCCCCCGGCCCACCCUCGCGUUCCCCUGCUUUAGCCGUUGUCUGAGGCCGCCCGAAAAGUCAUCGCCCCGCUUUCAGGAGAGAAAAAAAAGGAACUUUCCCCAGCUUGGAACAUGAGCACGUACACUGUGUCGCUACCUGGGCCCGGACCUUGGGGCUUCCGACUCCAGGGAGGGAAAGACUUCAACAUGCCGCUCACCAUCUCCAGGAUCACACCUGGCAGCAAAGCGGCGCACGCCAACCUGGUUCAGGGCGACGUCAUCAUGGCCAUCGACGGUGCCAACACGGACGGCAUGACCCACUUGGAGGCUCAGAACAAGAUCAAGAUGGCCAACUACAACCUGUCGCUCACCAUGACCAAGUCCAAACGUCCCGUUGUCAUGCCAACGCCCAGAAUUGACGCCGGUAUCUCCAUGAUCCCUCACCAGCAGGUUUUCAGGCCCCCCGCGCCCAACCCCGCCCCCACCAUCAGCGCCAGCGCGGUGCUGAAGGAAAGCAGCACCGCUGCCCACAAGGCCAUUGAGGUGACGGGCCCCGGGGGGAAAGCUACUAUCAUCCACGCCCAGUACAACACGCCCAUCAGUAUGUACUCUCAGGACGCCAUCAUGGACGCCAUCGCCGGACAGACCAUGACCAAGGGACACGACGCCGUCGGUCCAUUAGCAGAGCGUCCGGUGGACAGCGCCUCACCCGUCUACCGGGCAGUCUUGAGUGCCGAAGAAGAGGAGGAUGAGGAUGGGCGAGGACGCCGCCCACCUGGAGCUGGCGUGCAGUCCAAAACCUUCCUGGCGCUCGCCCACAUGAUGGGAACGGGAAGUGGAAUGCAACAAGUUGUGGAGGAUAAAAAAGAGAAGGAUGAGGAAGAUGAGAUGAUGAAUACUAGCAGCCUGAAGCAUCAGUCGCCCGCAGGCGUCCAGCACAAGGCGGCCGUGUCCAGUCAAUUUGGUCAGCCCGCACCUGCAACACCUCCGGCUCCACAAGCCCCACCUCCUCAGCAUUUCCAGCAGCCUCCACCCACCCAGCAGAGCUCCAUCCAGAUUCCGGUGGGCUCCGCCUCUCCUAAGGUGGUCAGUACAGCCUGCAUCUACCCAUCACAGCCGGCAGCCGCACCGCCUCUCCCCCACCCCGUCGCCCCUCUCCCCCACCCCGUCGCCCCGGCUUUGGACGCCGGUGGCAACCGCCCACCCUGGGUGACCGACAGCUCCUUCGCCAACAAGUUUGACCCGAGCAAGACCACCACAGCUGUUCUUAAGGCGCCCCCUUUGCCUCAGGCGGCACCGCCGCCACCCCAGUACAUCCCUGACCACCCGGCCCCGGCGGCUCCGGUGGCGCCUAACCCCGCCCCGUUCCCCCCCGUGGCCAGAGGGGUGGCGCAGCGGGCCGAGAGGUUUGCGGCCAGCAGCCGCACGCCGUUGUGCGGUGCUUGCAACAGUAUUAUCAGGGGUCCGUUCCUGGUGGCGCUGGGUCGCUCGUGGCACCCCGAAGAGUUCAACUGCCACUACUGCAACAUGUCGCUGGCUGACGUCAGCUUCGUGGAGGAACAGAACAGCGUUUACUGCGAGAACUGCUACGAGGAGUUCUUCGCCCCCACCUGCGCGCGCUGCAGCACCAAGAUCAUGGGGGAAGUGAUGCACGCCCUGAGACAGACGUGGCACACCACCUGUUUCGUGUGCGCUGCCUGCGGGAAACCCUUCGGUAACAGCCUCUUCCACAUGGAGGACGGAGAACCGUACUGCGAGAAAGACUACGUGGCCCUGUUCAGCACCAAGUGUCACGGCUGUGACUUCCCGGUGGAAGCCGGGGAUAAGUUCAUCGAGGCUCUCGGACACACCUGGCAUGACACCUGCUUCGUCUGUGCGGUGUGCCACGUCAACCUGGAGGGUCAACCUUUCUACUCCAAGAAAGACAAACCUCUUUGCAAGAAGCACGCUCACGCCAUCAACGUCUAACACGCUCGCUCCUCACUUUUGCCACAAACCCCACAGUUGCUUGUUGGCUGCCAUUGGAGACAAUGAUGCAAAAGGUUUGGACAUCUAUCGCCGUCAAUGGCAGUGAAUGAGUUGAAAAUGUAAAAAAAAAAAAAAAAAAAAAUUAUCCUAGUUUUGGCUUUUUUAUUUGAUCACAUGAGCUGCCACUGCCUGUCAUAGACGUCCAAUCCAUUUUGGCUGCCGGGCGUUUGUGAUGUCAUCAAUAGGUUUUCAUGAAAGUGCAAAAUUGAAGAGUUUUCUUAUUAAACACCCCACCCCAAAAAGUUAAAACAGCAUUCCAUGCAAUUGAAUGGAAAAGUGCCUCUAAACUUUUUAACUGUAGUCUGAAUGCUUUUUUGCUUUGUUUUGUGUGUCAAAAUAAAUUGAACUUUCGUUCAUUCGCUGCCAUCCCUCCCACUUUAAAUGGAUUGGACAUCUACUAUUGAUACACAUUGGUUGGCGGCAGGGUGCAUCUUGGCCAGGGGAAGAACAAAUUUUAUUUUUCAACCGGUUGGCUUCCUUUGACAGCAAUAGAAGGCAACCGUUCCACUUCAGAAAGAUUGGACUUCUAUCAUUGUCAAUGGCACCGAAAGAGUUAGUGGAAACUUAUAAAAGUACAAUGAUGACAUCGACUCUUGACAGUCAAAAUGGUAGCAGUGAAUGAGUUGAUUUCACUUUUAUUGAACCCCCCCCCCUUCCUAAAAUGAAUUUAUCCUUUUUGUGUUUAUUUGAGCAGAUAUGACUAAAGUUCCAAAUGCCCCACAGUGUGAGUGUGCCCUAAAGAACGGUAGUGUCCACUUUUCAGCGUUUUUCUACCCGUGACGUGCACGCAUGUAGCCUCACUUUUUGGGUGAUUUUUUUCCACCGCCGCAUGACUUUUCAUGUCGCUGGAAGAAAGAAGGCAUGGGAGAAAAAAAGAGGAUGAAUUAAAGAGGAAGCAGUUCACGUUAAUGGUUUCUGCUGCAAGUGGAAUAAAGUCCAACAUUUGCUGCAAACUUGUCUCUUGGAAUGUAUUUUUAGUAGU